This is a messenger RNA of Oncorhynchus tshawytscha (Chinook salmon), 2436 nucleotides long. RefSeq names its product protein FAM219B. Bases 149 to 712 code for a protein of 187 amino acids. The record is from RefSeq and is a predicted model, not a curated record. Lineage: Eukaryota; Metazoa; Chordata; Actinopteri; Salmoniformes; Salmonidae. The transcript is spliced from 6 exons.
AAGGCUUCUGUUGACAGGAAGCGGAAGUGGUCCUUUUACUCCUGCUAGCUAGUCUAAGACAGCAGCGAUAAGACAUCCUUUCGUGGAUAGUUGGAAAUACAGUCAACAUGCCUGUUUUAGCGUAUAAAGCGUGAACAUUCCCACCAACAUGAACAACAUUAUGGAGGAACAGGAGAGGGAUACUCUCCUUGCUGCAGUCCCCGAGUCCCAAGUUUUGACGCCGGGUCCUGGCACUGGCAGCAGCUCAAGACCAAGGGCUACAGAUGGGGGCAUCAGACCUUUGGAGAAAAGGGGACCCUACAUCAUGUCCAAAGCCUCAGCCAUUCACAUGAAACUACAGAAACACCGAGAAAUGGCCCGCAAAGCAAUGAAGAAAAAUGGCCUUACCUCAGGGGGUCCAGUGAUGCAACAGCCCAGGCAAGGAGGAAAGAGAAGUGUGAAGUUCAACAAAGGUUAUGCCGCUUUGACUCAGCACGCUGAAGAUACACUGGUAGCAUUGGAAUCAGACAGUGAUGAUGAGCUAGAUGUUGAGCAGUAUUCCUCAGGAUACUCUUCAGCUGAGGUGCACCCAGACCUGAGCAGGCAGCUGCUGCAGGAUGGAUACCGGCUGGAUGAGAUCCCUGAUGACGAGGACCUGGACCUUAUUCCCCCUAAAGCCAUGGGUUCCUCAGCCUGCUGCUGCGCUGAGGACCCAUCGUGCUCCGUGCAGUGAGGAGGGCACUUAGUGCGGUGACCUGGCUGACCCUGCAGCUCUGUGUUUAAAGACUGGACCUCUGUUACCCUGACCUUAGCCACUGUCUAAGCAUGGAACCCCCCCUAACACUUUAAAUGGCUAGCCACUGUUUUUGCAGCGCUCUCUACACCCUAACUAACCUUAAGCAUGGACUGAAGUCAUCCAAAGCCUUAGCCACUGUCCAAGCAGGGCUCUCUGUCACCCCAAAGGUUGACCUCUGUGUUAUUUUGGAACUAGAUUAAAUGCUAACCACGUUGCAUCCCCUCUCAAUAGACAGGUGCAGGGUGAUUAAUCUCUAGGCUUGCACUACACUCAUUCACCUGAUGGAGAAGGUCUUGUUGUCCUCUUUGACAUAUCACUCCCAGGUCUAUUUAAACAUAGAAAAUUGAUAUGCAAGGUAAUAUGCAUACAGCAAAUGUCCUAGAGCGGUUUGAAGGCUAAAGCUUUUUCUGCAAGCUUGUCUUGCUCCAAUUCACUUUUUUUUCAAAGUAAGCCCUUUGAAAACAAACCUGAACAUUCCAUAACUAUAGCUUCAUUGAGUUGAAAUUUUUAAUCCAUCUUCCUAAAAUUCCUUGUUUUGUUGUAAAUCCCUGGUAUUAAUCUUGGGUCUAACCUCAGACCCUUAGGUGUCUUUGACACUACAUGGUUUACUUGUAUAUGAAUUAAUGCUUUAAAAUAUAUAGGGAUACUAUCACUUACUCUUAUGUCAGGCUGCCUUCCAAUGCUUUGUCCAAAAAAAGUUAUGUAAAAGGGUUACAAAAUGGCACUGUUUACUGUAAUGUUACAGCAAUGAGAACUCUGGUCAAUCUUGUCCUGCAUGUUAGAUGUAACAUUACAGCCCAUGGUGUCACUUAGGUUAACCACUACCUCCUGACAAUGCUGUACACAACAACACAAUAACCCACUUGAUCCUCUUUGUCUACUACGUAUAGUAGUUACUAGAUACUCAGAGGGACAUGCAUAUGAUAUCAGAAGGCGAUCUGAACAGACAACAGACCUACCUGUUACAUUUUGAUCAUUCUCUCUCUCGCAUGUCACUCAGCAAAUUGUACAUUUUCCCACCCUAAUGUUAGUGUUUUGGUAUCUUCUGGUUUUAAAAGCAAGCAGUACAUUGUGAGUACACUAAACAUUUUGAAGAAUUCUGUCUGUGUUGUCAAGCAUUAGAAUGGGUGAUUCUCAUCACUCAAGCCCUUACUUGUGUGGCUAAAGAUAAGUGUGUUUGCUAGUUGCUGUUUAUCAAUGCAGACCUAAUGUGGAAGUGUGUGUUGGUCUGGCUGCGUUUACACAAGUGACCCAAUUCUGAUAUUUUUCACUAAUUGGUCUUUGACUAAUCACAUCAGCUUUGAAAAAAGAGCUGACAUGGAGAGAUCUGGCAUGAUUGGUCAAAACACCAAUUUAGUAGAAAGAAUAUCAGAAUUGGGCUGCCUGUUUAAACGCAGCCAUUGAGUGCUUGACCUGUGUCACUAGAAAGAUAAAUAUUGGACUCAUCACCAUCCAGUGCAGUCAGUAGCCAGUACACUGCACUUGCCUGUACUAUGCAACUAAUGGGACAAUCUGCUUCUGUAUCCUAGUUAAAACAAUAUACCAAGUGUUACUGAGUGCUAAAUGCAUUAACUUGAAAUAUUAUUAUGUAAAGGGAACACUAUUUUUAUUUGAUUAUAAAUAUUGUUUUUGCUAUAUUCAAUAUAAUUAAUUAAUAUACA